AUGAACUUUCUUUUCUUGAUCCUGAAAUUAUCAGAAAGCCGUGGAAAGAUUGAAGAAUUCCCGGAUUUCACUACAAAUUAUACAGGAGAUCAAGAUUUUGACGCAAAUGAAGUCACUCCUGCUUCAUAUAAUUAUGCAUACAUCACUUCCAUUACAGGUGAUGAUGAUAUGGAGCAUGAAGUUCUCAAAGCAGCAAUGCUUGCUUAUUCAUUAUGGUAUUUAACUCCAAAAAUUGAUCGAAUUCUUUUGAUUUCAAUGAAAUUUAGAAUGCCAGACGAACAUGAACAAAGACUAGCAAAAUUAUACACAAGUGUUUAUAGGUCUCCAUUUGUAGAUUUCAAAUGUCCAGGAAAAUUAUUUAAAUCUUCAGAUAUUCAUCAUUGGUUUAAAUUAAAUGCAUGGACAAUUACUUCAUACGAAAAAUUACUUUGGAUUAGUCCAAAUGUAUUCUUUACUAAAGAUCCAUCAAGAUUAUUCGAAUUUCCAGCUCCUGCUGCACCACCGGACUAUCAAUUAUGGUCAAUGUCCGAAUUUGGCCCAGUACAUAAUUUAGACGUGUUCUUAUUCAAACCAUCUCUUGAUGAUUUUCUUAAAUUAAAAGAAUUAGCCUGUGAUUGGAUAUCUAAUCCAGAAAACAGCGAAAAGCGCGCAAGUGUAGAAGGUACUCCUUUCUUAGGUGCAUACGAUAAUGGUUUGUUGGAAGAAUUUUACAAAUAUGAUAUCACAACUAUGCCAAAAUACACUUGCUACGAAAUUCCUGGUCUUAAAGAUGGUUCUUAUGCUACUUCUGGUGACGAAACUGAUCCAAGAAUCAUAUCUUACAGAUUUUCCAAGGAUCAUAUGCCUUGGGAUUCACCAAACCACAUUGUGUCUCAAGCAUGGUCAUAUUUACUCAAGAAGAUGUUUGAUGCGCUUGAAGAAGAGCCAAUUUUGAAAGAAACUAACAUAUUCCCGCCAUCAUCAAAUACUUCGUUAGAUAUCAUAUCAAGAAGACUUCCAAAGGUUAUUAACUUUACUUCUACGGAGUUUCUUGAAACUUUUGUUGAAUAUUCUCCAAUUCAAUUUUGGAGAAUUGUAUUUAACGCAUGUUUAAUAGCAAUAACAAUAUUUGUCGUGAUUAUUUACGCGUUAAAUAAUCCUUCUCAAGAUUUCUAUGCAAAUGGUGGAAAAUAUCAGAGAAGAAAGAACGAAUAA
Messenger RNA from Trichomonas vaginalis G3, 1194 nucleotides. RefSeq names its product glycogenin subfamily member family. The record is from RefSeq and is a predicted model, not a curated record. Gene Ontology annotation, molecular function: glycosyltransferase activity. The transcript has a single exon. NCBI's taxonomy places the organism in Eukaryota, Parabasalia, Trichomonadida, Trichomonadidae. The coding region runs from base 1 to 1194 and encodes 397 amino acids.